Laetiporus sulphureus 93-53 is the source of this 786-nucleotide messenger RNA. RefSeq lists its product as uncharacterized. NCBI's taxonomy places the organism in Eukaryota, Fungi, Basidiomycota, Agaricomycetes, Polyporales, Laetiporaceae. The transcript is spliced from 4 exons. The coding region runs from base 326 to 781 and encodes 151 amino acids. The record is from RefSeq and is a predicted model, not a curated record.
AGCCCCGCCAACAAGACACGUUCAGUCAGCGAUUAGAUUGGAAUGCGGGGAUGCUGCGGAGCGCGGGCGUUCGGAGAGAGUGUGUGGUGAAGUGGCGGCCAUCCGCUACGUCUCGACCUCAGGCUUGAACUCGCUUCUGAUGCUGACGCGUGUUCGUUGGACCAGGUCUCUGGCCGGCAUGAGCACUUUCUGCUGCGCCAUAUGCAUGCCCGCGACAAAUCGGCGAGAAGGCUGACAUUCACCGACACCGAUUUGGGAGACGACUUGACGCGGGCUAGAGUGACAUCGGCAUCGACUAGCCUGCUGAUUGGAGGCCACAUCCUCGAUGGAUUCCCUAUAUGCUCCAGUUCGUAUAUCGCUGCGGCUAUGUUUUCUCUGGAUUUCUUCUGCCUUGGUCUCAAUUUCAUACGAGUGGAGCAUCGUGUACGUUAGACGGUGUGGCGAUCUUUUAAUUCGUCUUUGGCCUCGGCGAAAUACGCCGUCUGACGCUUGGGAGAUUGCGGCCUGUAAACAGCGUUGCGACUCGUUCCUGUGUCUGCAAGAGCUUCUCAUAUCCCCGGUCACGUCCAUAUCUGGCUUUCUCAGCUCUCGAAGCUGGCUGAGCGCCCGUCCCCCGGACGUGUAUUGGGCUUCGAAUAUUGAGGCUGCAGGACCAAAUAAGCAGGUGCGGUGUCCUCUCAGUUCUCUCUUUGUUCAAUAUUCUAGCGGCACGUUGCAAAAGCCCUGCGGUAGCCGGAGGCGGACGGCGAUGGACCCACAAGUGGUAACCCGAGCGUACUAGCCGCA